AUGGUAUACCUGCGGGACAAUAAGCGCAAUCUUGUUAAAUGCCGGGCGUUGUUGGACACGGGCGCGACCGCUAAUUUCAUAUCCGAGAGCAUCGUGAAACGCUUGCGCGUACCCGUGAGUGCGCAUUUGACGACGAUCGGGGCAAUUAAUUCCACGAACACUGUCUCGAAAAGUAUAACGCGAAUUAACGUGCAGUCGACGCGCGGCGAUUUCAGCAGGGAUAUGACGUGCUUAGUUAUACCGGCUAUCGCAGACCUGAUACCGUCGGAAGUUUUUCCGCGGGAUUUGAUCGAGAUACCUUCGAACAUAAAGUUAGCGGAUCCAGAUUUUUACUUGCCGCGCCCCGUUGAUUUAUUGAUCGGUGCCGGAGCCACGCUAUCGCUAUUUUCCAUUGGGCAGAUCAAUUUGUCGCGUGAAGGGCAUGACUUGUAUCUGCAAAAGACGCGUUUAGGUUGGAUCGUCGCGGGAAGCGCGGCGCCAUCCGCCGCGUCGAACACCGGGACGUGUUAUCUGACGAGAUUAGAGGCUCAACUCGAUAAAUUUUGGGCAUUGGAAGAAAUACAGGCGAGUAAACCGCGCUCCGCGGAAGAGAUCGAAUGCGAGGCGCAUUUCGUAAGAAACACUUGUCGCGAUAGCAACGGGCGCUACACGGUUCGUCUGCCGUUUCGCGAAACGAGCAAGCGUCUUGGCGAUACGCGGUCUGUUGCAUUGAAGCGUUUUCUGACAUUAGAGCGAAAAUUUCACGCAAACACAUCAUUAAAAAACGAAUACACGUGGGUAAUAGAGGAGUAUAUAAAAUUAAAUUAUAUUUCCGCGGUUACGGAUCCUACGGGUGACGGAUAUUACAUGCCUCAUCACGCAGUAAUAAAGGAAUCGAACAAUACUACCAAGGUUAGGGUCGUGUUUGACGCAUCCGCGAAGGCGAAUAACGGCGUGUCUCUAAAUGAUACGCUAAUGAUAGGACCUAUAAUCCAGGACAAGCUGUUUGCACAUCUCAUUCGAUUCCGAACGUAUAAAUAUGUCAUUAACGCGGACAUCGAGAAAAUGUAUCUGCAGGUACGCUUGCACGAGGACGAUAGGCGAUAUCAACGAAUUCUCUGGCGUGAGAAGGACGAGAUUCAAACGUUUCAAUUUAACACGCUCACGUUCGGGGUUUCGUCAUCGUCAUUUUUAGCAAUUCGGACUCUUCAACAAUUGGCAGACGACGAGCGUCACGCGUAUCCUAGGGCGGCCGCAGUCCUUAAGGCGCAUUUGUAUGUCGAUGAUCUCUUAUCGGGAGCCGAUAGUAUUGACGAGGCUCGGGCAAUCAGGGACGAAAUUAUCGCGCUGCUUGCUCGGGGUGGGUUCUCUAUACGGCAGUGGGCAUCAAAUGAUGAACGCGUCAUUGAUGAUCUCGCAUCUGGCGCGCUGCAUGCGAGUUUCGCGUUUGGUAAAGAUCGUUCCUUGAAAGCGAACGCUUGGCAUAACGUGAGCAUACAUACGGCGUGGCUAGAAUUUGUCGGGCAACUCGAGCUAAUAAAUCAGAUUUCCGUCGACCGAAAGUUAUUAGCACAAGACUGUCAUGACGUUCAAUUUCACGGAUUUUGCGACGCCAGCAAUAGCGGUUACGGCGCGUGUUUGUACUUACGUUCGACGGGAGAACAUGAAAACGCGGCUGUUAAUUUGUUGUGUGCUAAAUCGCGCGUCGCACCGUUAAAAACCAUCACUAUACCGCGUCUCGAGCUCUGUGGCGCAUUAUUAUUAGCGAGAUUGUAUCGCGAGGUCGCUGACGCGUUGAGCCUCGCGCCCGGCAGGGUAAUAUUCUGGUGUGAUUCCACCGUCGUGUUGCACUGGCUGAACACAUCGCCUCAUUUGCUCAAUCCAUUCGUAGCUAAUCGUGUUGCCGAAAUACAAAAACUCACGGACUUAUGCGAGUGGCGCCAACCGGCUGUCCACGUGGCAGCAUAUUCCAAGGUACGGCAGGAUUUUUGGGCGCGCUGGAGCUUAGAAUAUCUGAACGAGCUUCAGAUCCGCAACAAGUGGGUCAAGGAUGGCCCAAAACUCGAAGUCGGAACCGUUGUCCUCGUGAAGGACAAGAAUCUGCCGUGCACGCAAUGGGCACUAGGCAGAGUGGCAGCAGUGCAUCCAGGAGAAGAUGGGAUAGUGCGAGCGGCCACUAUCAAAACCGCUAACGGAAAUCUAAAAAGAGCGGCGAGACAACUGUGUCCUCUUCCGAUCGAGUCGUAA
Molecule: messenger RNA, 2226 nt
Organism: Wasmannia auropunctata (little fire ant)
Lineage: Eukaryota; Metazoa; Arthropoda; Insecta; Hymenoptera; Formicidae
Exons: 3
Coding region: 1-2226 (741 amino acids)
Biological process (GO): proteolysis
Molecular function (GO): aspartic-type endopeptidase activity
Source: RefSeq, a predicted model, not a curated record